UAGAAAAAAUGAAUAACCUGGACAAAAAAAUGGACCUUAUGCUUAAUAAACUCGACGGAAUAAAUAACCUGGACAAAAAAAUGGACAUCAUGAUUAAUAAACUGGACCGAAACACAGCGGAAAUGGUGGCUCUUCGUUCCGAAAUUGGCUCCAUUAAGGCGAAGGUUUGUGGUGAGAUCCGCAAACCCAAAGUAGUUCUGCCUUGCCAACCGCUCACAACCAUAGAUGAAUUGGAUCAUUUCGAGCAUAACUUGCAGGAAGAAAGUUUCUUCAAAAAUGUGAUCGCAGAGUUAAUGAUGUCGGGCGAGAAAGCAUUCGACAAAUGGAUUCGGAGUUCUUGGCGUUCAAUUGUGUCCGACGAGGUCGCACGACAGUGCUCUUGGCGGGGCACAGAGGAGAAAAAGUGCAUUAGGGGCUUGCGGAUUACUCUAGCCAUCCGUACGGGAUUUAAGGAAAGAUUUUCGUUAGAAGACGCCGAUUUCGACCGAAUCCCGCAAAAAUUUUUCCAGCACGACCAGGACAGAGUGUCGAAGGAGAAAAAACAAAUUAAAUUUAAUUCACUAAUAUAA
This is a messenger RNA of Drosophila pseudoobscura, 569 nucleotides long. RefSeq lists its product as uncharacterized. The transcript is spliced from 3 exons. Lineage: Eukaryota; Metazoa; Arthropoda; Insecta; Diptera; Drosophilidae. The record is from RefSeq and is a predicted model, not a curated record. The coding region runs from base 9 to 569 and encodes 186 amino acids.